AAUGAACUCAAUGAAUUCAUAAGGAAACGAUUCAAAACCCUCCACUUGGUCAUUAUACACGAACUUACAUUCUUUUAUUCAUACCUUUUACAUUAAUAUCAUUAUUAUUUAUUAUUAUUAUUAUUAUUAUUCAUGCCACCUCGACUUUCUCGUCGUAUGAAAUGGAGCUUAUUUGGACUAGCUACUACUGGUGGAAUAUGUGCAACCCUUUAUACAUAUCAAACCAAACCAACAAAGACAUUGACAGGAAAAGACCAACAUCGUACACAACAACAAGUAGUGGCUGGAAGACAAGUCUUAUGGAACCUUGGUGACUUUACUUGGCAAGACAUUCCUUCUUUUAUAGUCAAACGAUAUACACCCCCUUAUGAACCUUCAUCCUUACUUUGGAAAGCUGGAAAUGUCCUGGUGGUUGGUGGUGUUGGUGCGUUUUCCAAAUGUGUUUUAUCUUGUUUACAAACUACUCGGGUUUAUCAUAUGGAUCGUUUCCUUUCUAUUUUACAUGAUCCACAACGUCAACAAGGCAUCAUUACUGUAUCCAAUCAUGUUUCUGUAUGGGAUGAUCCUGUUUUAUGGGGUGUAUUACCUAUGACUACAUUACUCAAUAUUAACAAGAUGCGAUGGGUACUUGGAGCAGCAGAUAUUUGUUAUACCACUAUAUUUAAAGCCACUUUCUUCUCACUAGGUAAAGCCAUUCCAACCAUUCGUGGAGGUAGUAUUUAUCAACCAGCUAUGGAUUUCGCUAUUGAUAAAUUAAAUCAUGGAGAUUGGAUUCAUGUAUUUCCUGAAGGCAAAGUGAAUCAAACACCAGUGAUGCUUCGAUUUAAAUGGGGAAUAGGUAGAUUGAUGAUGGAAUCAAAUCCUUGUCCUAUUGUCAUUCCAAUUUGGCACCAAGGUAUGGAAAAUGUACGACCCUUAGUAGGACCUUUUGCUCAACUCUUUCAACCUGUGAUGAUGGUAUUUGGUGAACCUUUGGAUUGUCAAGAUAUAUUGGAUAAUUGGAAAAAGGGUGAAUUGACAGAUGAAGAAACAAGAAUUCAAUUGACGAAUAGAAUAGUGGAUGCUUUGAAACAAUUGAAGAUGACCACUUUACAACAAAUAGAGGCUGGUACUUUGUAGAAAUAUAGAUGAUUUUUUGUAAUAAAAACAAUUGUGUAGUUUUUUCCUUUUUU
Molecule: messenger RNA, 1172 nt
Organism: Halteromyces radiatus
Lineage: Eukaryota; Fungi; Mucoromycota; Mucoromycetes; Mucorales; Cunninghamellaceae
Product: acyltransferase-domain-containing protein
Exons: 4
Coding region: 133-1119 (328 amino acids)
Biological process (GO): inner mitochondrial membrane organization; cardiolipin acyl-chain remodeling
Cellular component (GO): mitochondrial membrane
Molecular function (GO): 1-acylglycerophosphocholine O-acyltransferase activity
Source: RefSeq, a predicted model, not a curated record